UUUCAAACAUCACUUCCUUCCCCCAAAUCUUCUUCUUCUUCUUCACUUGAACACGAAUCAAGAAGAUCAAUCCACAAUCCAAUGGAUCUGAAGCACAAAGACAUGCAAUUCAAUGGAGCCUUUGAAAUCUUCAAAGAAACCUUCAAAAUCAUCAACAAAAACAGAAAGAUCUUUGCCAUGGCGGCUCUUUGCUUCAUCCACCCUCUAAACUACCUCCUCUCCGGCUUCAUGUGGACCUUAAGUGACCUCCUUAGAGACCUCCAAGAAUAUGGGAACAUGUCACAUCUCUUCUCUUCGCCCUUCAAUGUCUUCUGCAUCAUAUUCAUCUUUGGUUACUCAAUCUUCUCCACCGCGGGCGUGUCUCAAACCGUCGCUGCCUUAUACUCCAGCCGAGAACUGUCCGCUAAGGACACCAUGAGCGUCGUAGCCAAGGUUUGGAAGCGAGUUCUAGUCACGUUUCUUUGUGUUGUUUUGGUUUUCUUGGCAUAUCAUAUCAUAGCUGGAUUUGGUUUGUUCUUGAUUGUUUGGCAAUUUGGGAAAGCUGAUGGAACAAAUUUAGCUAUGUUCUUGAUUCUCUACUUAAUUGGGUUGUUGUAUUUGAUCGUUAUUCUCCAAUUGGCUGGGGUUGUUUCUGCGUUGGAAGAGUCAUGUGGGUUUCAAGCCAUGGCUAAGAGUAGGUUGCUUUUGAAGGGAAAGAUGGUGUCCGCAGUUGUCGUCGUGUCGGCGAUUUAUUCGAGUUUUGGGAUUGUUCUAUGGUUAGAUGAUCUUGUUAGAAAGAUGCCUUAUUUGCUGUCCAUGGUUAAUAUGAUGGUGCAUGUGUCGGCGAGCCUUGCAUUACUGUUGUUGAUUUUGGUUUUCUUGUUGUGGAGGCUCGUGUUGGAGACCAUGUUUUACUUUGUAUGUAAAUCAUAUCAUCAAGAGAGUAUCGACAUAUUGGAUCUCUCUGAUCAAGAACAUGGUCUUCUAAGAAGCUCACAAUGUUAAUUAUUGGUGUUUUUGAAUGAUGAAGAGGGUUGUAUUAUUUAAUUUAGUUUCUAAAAUGGAGUGGGGAAAUAAAGUUUGUGGAGAUUGUAAAUU
Cucurbita maxima (winter squash) is the source of this 1077-nucleotide messenger RNA. RefSeq lists its product as uncharacterized. Lineage: Eukaryota; Viridiplantae; Streptophyta; Magnoliopsida; Cucurbitales; Cucurbitaceae. The record is from RefSeq and is a predicted model, not a curated record. The coding region runs from base 82 to 984 and encodes 300 amino acids. The transcript has 2 exons.